This is a messenger RNA of Trichobilharzia regenti, 4239 nucleotides long. The record is from the annotation of a GenBank genome assembly. Lineage: Eukaryota; Metazoa; Platyhelminthes; Trematoda; Strigeidida; Schistosomatidae.
UUUUUCGCGGAGUCAUCAAUCCACCAGUCAUCGUCUCGUCGUUCGCUGUUCGGUGGAAAAGAGAAAACUGUAAUGUUUCAUGGCGAAUCCUUGAAUUCACCACCAAAAUGGACGGCAUUACUUCAUCCCCGUUUUUGAGUACUUACACUCAAAGCGUUUUAUCAACUGAAUUACCGAAUGCUUCACACUUUGAUAAUACAUCGAAGCAUGUCUCGGAGCAGUUCUUGUUCCUUGAAACAAAGUGGGCUCAAGUGUUUACUGGACUAGUUGCUUUCACAGCCAUUCUUGUUACCUGUCAUCAAAUCUAUUUACAUUUAAUUAAUUAUACAUGCCCAAAUGAACAAAGAUGGGUUGUGCGUAUUUUAUUCUACGUACCAAUUUAUGCAUUUGAAUCAUGGCUUAGCUUGUUGUUUCUAAAGCAUGAAGACUAUUAUGUCUAUUUUGAUUCUGUACGAGAUUGUUAUGAAGCUUUUGUGGUUUACAGUUUCUUAAGUUUAUGUUAUGAAUAUCUCGGUGGAGAAAGUUGUAUCCUGUCAGAGAUUAGAGGUCGUGAAUUACCACGUUCAUGGGCGUUUUGCACAUGUUGUUUUUAUGGUCAAACGUAUACAAUAGAAUUUCUACGAUUCUGUAAACAGGCAACUCUACAAUUUUGUAUCAUUAAACCGUUAACAUCGAUUGUGACAAUUAUUUUACAAGCUAUUGGAGUUUAUAAACACGGAAUUUUCAGUGCUACAAAUGGUUAUUUAUAUGUAACAGUAGUAUACAAUGCAUCUGCAUUUGUCGCCCUAUACGCUUUAGUGUUAUUCUAUUUGGCUACACGAAGCAUCCUACAACCAUUCGAUCCAGCGAUUAAAUUUGCUGUAGUGAAGUCUGUUGUAUUUUUGUGUUUUUGGCAAGGUGUGGUAUUAGCUAUCCUGGAAAAGGCUGAGGUACUUCCAGCUUUACCGAAUACAAAUGCUGGUACAGUUGCAGCUGGAAUACAAAAUUUCUUGAUUUGUUUAGAAAUGUUUGCGGCUGCAGUCGCUUUGCGAUUUGCAUUCCCCUCACAAUUAUAUUCUGAUGGUAUUGGUACAGGACCGACAACAUUCGGCGGAUAUGAUAGUCUAGGCGGAGGUAACGGUGGUGAUGUGCUUCAUGAAACAAAGAAACGUGGAUUUUUACCAUCAUCUGAUUCUCUGCGCAGUUUAAAGGAUACAUUCAAUCCUAAAGAUAUGCUGAAUGAUGCUAUUCAUAAUUUUCAUCCAAGUUAUCAAAAGUAUACACAACAACGUAAUCCAAAAGAUGAUUUCGAUGAUGAACCAACUGAUUCAUAUCAAGGUGAUGCGCUUACCCCUUAUAAAGAACAAGACAAUAGCAUACAAUCAACUGUACCUGCUCCGCCGAUACCUCCACCAAUUCAAUCCCAUUAAGAUUGAGAGAGAUAGUCCCUUUCUAUGCUAUUGAGGAAUACGAGACGAAGCCGUAAUUGAUUAACUGAUUGACUGACCGAUUGACUCCUUUAUUUAUUUAUCGAUUUAUUUAUUCUUUCAUUCAUUUUUUAAUGUCUCUUGCGUUUUGUCUUUGUGUGUGUGUGAUGUGCGUUUGUCUCUGGUAUAUUUCAUGUUACCACCUCAUAUCUCCAUCUCUCUCUCCAUCGCUCACGUUCUCCCCUUCGAAAUCCCCUGAUCUGUGCAUCCAUCUGUCUACCUUCAAUAAUUAUGAAAGAUUACUGUUAUGAAAAUUAUUAUUAUUACUGUCAUCGAUAUCAUUAUUAGUAAACAAAAUAUUUUCAUGUUUUUUAAGAUUUUCUUCAGAUAAGCUAAUUUUUAUUAUCGUCAUUCUCAUCACUGACAUCAUCAUCGUCAACAUCAACAUUGUCAUUGAUAUAUUGCAGCAGUAUUCUUUGAUUUCUAUUUCUUUAAGCUUUCAGAUUUCCCCUGUGUUGUCUUGUGUUUCUGUUGUGUGUGUGUGUGUGUGUUGACUUUCUAUCUUGAUUAAUUUCAUUGUUCUGUGCAUUUGAUACGCUUAGGUGGUAAUAUGAUCAAAUAUAUACAAACUAUUGUAUAGAUCUAUAUGAAAAAGAUCAAUUAUUGUUUCUGAGGUCUCAUUCAAUGACACUUUUCAAUUGCUUUUAGGUAUAUGUGUAUAUUUGUGUUUGUGCUUGUUUCUCUGUGUGCAUGUGUGUGUGUGAGUGUGUGCGUGAAUUACACUAACACAGUACUCUAUAGCUUCUUCUACAUCCUUUAUCCAUUGUCUCGUUGUGAUGUGGUAAUCUUGAGUUAUUGAGACAUUUCCCAAGGGAAUAAAUAAUCCAUAUAUUGAUUGAUUCAUUCUGAUCCAUUCAUUAUCAUCAACACCAACAACAACAAAAAAGAGGUAGGUUGAGGACUUCACAUCUUUCACACCCAUCUACAAUUGAUCUUUUACGUUCUUGCCGUUGUUGGUGCUAUCGUUGGUUUCGUUGUUGCUGUUGGUUCUAUUUUCAUGAUCAGAUUUUUUUUUCAUACAUACAUACAUGCAUAGAUACAUUUAAACAUAUUUUUCUGUUUCUUUCUCCCCUUCUUCUUUUUUGUCGAAAAUAUUGCAUCAUAAUGACCCACCGCUCUUAUACCUCUGUGAUUGAUUUAGAUUAAAUUAAAAUUCAUCAGUGAUUGAUUGAUUGUGCUUCUGUGAUACAUAUUUAGCCAGACUUCUUGCGCGCACACGCAUGCACACACUGGCAGCAGUGAAAUGUGUGUGUGUGAAGCUAUAGUAUCCCUGUGUGUUGUCUGAUUAUUAUUCACUAUGAUUAUGGUGAUGAUGAUUAUAAUGGUGAUAAUGUCAUUUGUGUGGCUUUUGAUUACAAUCAAAUAUAAAUCAUUAAAUAAAUUUAUGUGUGUGUGUGGGUGUGUUAUGGUUUUUUUGGCUUUGAUCAUGAGUGGACAUCAUUUAAAGAAUCAUUGGGAAACCACUGAGGAGUAAUGGACAGGGCAAAGUUAAACAAUAGCUUCGCAAGAGAUAUGAAUGUACGAGUGACCUAGAGCUGACUAGUCAUAAAAAUGAGUGAUUUUAUAGAGGAUUUCAUCAUGAGCUGACAUCAGUUAGAGAAUCACUGAAAAACCUGCAGGGAGUACUGGACAGCUGUUUCGUCAGCCUAGUUCAGGAUGUCUUGCUAAGCAGGAGAGAAGAUGGGUCACUUGAGAGAAGUGUGUACAGAAAAAGCACAUUCACAGGGCAAUACACACACUUUCUUAGUUACGUGCGCAUUAAAUAUAAAAGGAAUCUUGUAAAAUGUCUCGCGAGCAGAGCAAGGAAGACAUGUACGGAGGACCUCUUACAAAAGGAAUUUGAAUAUAUCCACGAUUCCUUGACGGAGAUGGGUUAUCCGAGUAUUUUUAUAAAGAAACAUAUGAGAACAUCAGAGAAAAAACCUGUGACUCUGACUGCACAUAAGAAACCUCUAUUUAUUAAGUUACAAUUUAAUGGUGACUUAUCUAGUGAGAUUCUAUUCCAAAGACUUUCAAGGCGUAUACGUAGAACAUUUUACGCAGCACACCUAUGUUUGUCAUUCUCUAGCCGACGAAUGAUUGGGACGCAAACGAAGGAUAAGUUAGAUAGUUUUGUCACAUCUAUGUGCAUUUAUCAAUUCAACUGCACCUGCGGUGACAGUUAUGUUUGGCACAGUACUACUAGACAGCUUUGACAACGUGUUAGUGAACAUCUCUCAUCGUGAUUUGGCAAAGGAUAGACAAAAACAAUCCGUAGCUCAAUUCUGUCACAUUUAAUUGAUAGUGGUCAUGUAGUCGAUAAAACGAAAGCCUUCAAAGUAAUUCAUCGUAUCCCACCGAAUCUUUCUAAUAGACUUCGUAUUCGUCUACUGCACACAGCUGACGCGAUAGGCAUUCGAACUAUUAAACCUAAACUAUGCAUUCAAAAGAAGUUCGUGCAGCCAUUAUCCCUCCUGUGGCCUAAUAAGACAUAACCAACUAAAGACUUCUACACCACCCCUUGUUUAAAUUUUCAACCCCUCCCUCUCUUAUCAUCCCUUAAUCUUAUCUUAUCUUCAUUAUAAACGUGUUUCAUUUCCUUCCCUUACAAUCUAACAUUACGUAAUCGGUUCAUUUGUUUUUACUAGCCUUUAUCGACUACUUCCAUCUGAACAAUUGUUUGUUUAAUCAUGCUGUUUUUUCAUUAUUCGUGUUAUCACAGAUUGCCUCAUUUUUCAUCCUUAUUAUUGAUAAGACCAUUAUUAUUAUUAAUAUUAUCAUUACUACUAUUAUG